AUCGCCAUCAUCUUGGAAGACAUUGGACGACACUUGUAAGCCACUUUUUGGAAGCACCGCUCGUUUGACUUUACUUUUGCACAUAUCUCAAUAAUAAUCUGAUAAGAAUCUUGUCGUAUAAUGGCGGAAUCGUGGAAAUGGACGUCUGACUCGAAGCUCUGCUUUGUUACUACGGGAGCCACAGCACCAUUUACCGCCCUUAUCGAAUCAGUCCUAAGACCCUCUUGUCUGAGUGCCCUGCAAGAAGGAGGCUUCACACAUCUCCUAAUCCAAUAUGGAUCCGCCAAGGACGUUUACGAUAAGCGUGUGAGCACUGCUCGCUCAUAUGUCAACAAUGACGAGAAUAAGCGGCAUCUGAUCAUAGAUGGUAUCGACUUCAACCCAGACGGUCUACAAGCACAGUUGCAACUUGUCCAAAGGUCGAAAGGAGUGGUGAUAUCACAUGCGGGAUCUGGUUCUAUCCUCGAGGCUCUCCGCUACCAAAUACCACUCAUAGUAGUUCCCAACACUGCACUACUCGACAACCACCAAGAAGAGCUUGCUGUAGCAAUGGAACGAAACAACUAUCUGAUCCGUGGUGAUGUUACUGAUCUUGCGCCAGCAAUCAAGAAAUCGGACGAGUUCCGAAUCAGAAUGUCACAGUUCCCGCCCAUCACAAGUGGAAAGCAUCGUGAGACCAAAAGCUUUGAGGCCAUCAUGGACGAAACAACCGGCUUCAUGGACUGA
Messenger RNA from Pyrenophora tritici-repentis Pt-1C-BFP, 726 nucleotides. Its product is annotated as glycosyltransferase family 1 protein. Gene Ontology annotation, cellular component: UDP-N-acetylglucosamine transferase complex. Gene Ontology annotation, biological process: dolichol-linked oligosaccharide biosynthetic process. The record is from RefSeq and is a predicted model, not a curated record. Gene Ontology annotation, molecular function: hexosyltransferase activity. NCBI's taxonomy places the organism in Eukaryota, Fungi, Ascomycota, Dothideomycetes, Pleosporales, Pleosporaceae.